AUGGAUGUUCUUUAUUCAUUGUUUGAUGUCAAUAAUCAACGACUUGUCAACAUAACACAAGAAAAUACUUUCACUAAUACUCUCAAUUUUGUAUUUACAACAUUAACUGAUGAUAUUUUAUCAAUUUCUGAUCCAAUUAUUGAUCGAUUCUUCAUGAAUAUAUUGCCAAGAAUUCAUUAUAAUGUUAAAUCUCUUAUCCUUAAUUCAUUAUCUAUGGAACGUAUUCUUGCUGGUGAUUAUCCUAAUUUAAGUGAACUGAAAAUCUUCAAUGUUAAUGUUAAAGUUGCUUCACAUUAUUUUACAGUACUUUGUGAUUUAUCUUUAACUACUUGUUACUCUUCAACUCUUUACAAAUUAUGUAUUCAUGUAAUGUAUUAUCAUGAUCUUCUUGCUUUACUUGAUGGUCGUCUCAAACAAUUAAAUACAUUGAAUGUUGUUAUUGUUAAACAGGAAUAUAAUCCAACGUAUGUCUACAAUAUGAAUCUAUCUCAUUUGAAAUGUUUUUCUUUACAAUAUGAUUGUUCAAGUGAUGCAUAUGAUGGUGAAAUUUUACCUCUUUUACGUCGUAUGUCAAAUAUUGAAGUAUUAAACUUAAAUCUUAUUAUUGAUAGCCCAGUUCCUUUUAUUGAUGAUCAACAAGUGGAGUGUAUGAUCAAGUAUCGACGUCUUCCUAAUGUGAAAUAUCAUUUAUUUUCAUUACCAUUCAUGUUUGAUGGUCUCCAGUUUAUUGAUAAUAAAUUUCCAAAUAUUAUUUUCAAUCAUGUUAUAAGAUUGGUGGUGGAUGAUAACAUUCCAUUCGAACAUGAAUUUUUCAUGAGAAUUGCUUGGUGUUUUCCUUUACUUAAAGUAUUAACUGUUUAUAAUGCUACGUCACAGUCACCAAUAUUAAAUUAUAAUGAUAAUCAAUUAUACCCAACAACUAUUGAAUAUCCUUAUCUUACUUCGCUUUAUCUUUUAUUGGCUCAUGGUGAUUAUGUCAACCGAUUUCUUAAUGAUAGAAAAACACGUCUACCUCAUCUAACCGUAUUAUCAGUAAAUUACAAUGAUUUAAGAAACGUCACGAGAAACUUUACAAACGAUAGAAUACGACUGAAUUGUAUACAAGUGAAACAAUUAAGUAUAGGUCCUAAAAAAAUUGCACAUUCAGAAGAUUUCUAUGCUUAUUUUUCUUUGUUGUAA
This is a messenger RNA of Rotaria sp. Silwood1, 1179 nucleotides long. Lineage: Eukaryota; Metazoa; Rotifera; Eurotatoria; Philodinida; Philodinidae. The record is from the annotation of a GenBank genome assembly.